This is a messenger RNA of Chondrus crispus (carragheen), 5482 nucleotides long. RefSeq lists its product as hypothetical. Gene Ontology annotation, biological process: DNA-templated transcription. The record is from RefSeq and is a predicted model, not a curated record. Gene Ontology annotation, molecular function: DNA-directed RNA polymerase activity; DNA binding. The transcript has 7 exons. Lineage: Eukaryota; Rhodophyta; Florideophyceae; Gigartinales; Gigartinaceae. The coding region runs from base 1 to 4014 and encodes 1337 amino acids.
AUGUCAUCGAAAGAAAUUGCGUCUGCUGCCCACAUUGAAGUCAACAACAGAGAUUUCUACGACGCGCAAGACCGAUCGCAGACACGGGGUGGCACUUUAGACCCGAGACUGGGUGCUAUCAAUAAGCGAGCUGUUUGUGAAACUUGCCAAGAAAGUCUACAAGAAUGCAUCGGGCACUUUGGAUACAUCCGCUUAUGCUUGCCUGUCUUCCAUCCAGGUUACUUUAAAGCAGCGUUGAAUACACUACAGAUGAUUUGCAAGCAUUGCUCGCAUGUCAUGAUCAAGCCAAGUUUACGACUGAAAUAUGUUACCAAAUUGCGAAACCCAACCCUGUCUUCCAAAAGCCAUAUCCGUGGAUCCAUUCUCCGAGAAGUCUGGACGCAAUCCAAGAAAGUCUCACUUUGUCCGUACUGCGACCGAGCAAAUGGGACUGUCAAGAAAACAGCUGUCCUGAAAAUUGUGCACUAUCCUGCGGACAACAAACCACCGUCAAAAAAGAAAGACGAAGAUGAUGAAGAUGAUGUGCUUAAUGACGACGACGAGGACCUCUUCCUUGCGGCUGAUGACCUGAAUCCGUUGAAAGUUCUACAGCUUUUUGAAAAGAUACCUGCCGAAGACGUUCAGCUUUUGGAUAUGGAUCCUGAAAUUGGAAGACCCGAACGAAUGCUAGUUCAAUAUUUACCGGUCCCGCCAUUGUGCAUCAGGCCAACAGUGUGCGCGGACCCCUCUGCUGGAUCAACUGAGGACGAUUUAACUGUGAAGGCCGCGGAAAUUGUACAAGUAAACAGUGCGAUUGCGCAGCUCAUGGAGAAAGGGGGAACCACCGCAACUGUGUUUGAUGCGUGGGAUCAGAUGCAGUAUGAGGUAGCUAGAUACAUCAACUCCGACCAACCUGGUCUUCCGCUGGUCCAAGGAGCAGCAAAACCACUGCGUGGUAUUUGCCAGAGACUAAAAGGAAAAACAGGCAGAUUCCGAGGGAACCUGUCCGGAAAGAGGGUCGAUUUUUCGGGAAGAACUGUUAUAUCUCCAGACCCCAACCUUCGUAUCGACCAGGUUGGAGUCCCGCAACGUGUUGCCAAAGUAUUGACAUAUCCCGAACGUGUAACAAAGUUUAACAUUGACCUCCUGAGAAAGAUGGUGAGAAAUGGCACUGAAAAAUACCCCGGUGCAAAUCACAUUGAAUAUCAAGACGGUUCUAAAAAGUUUUUGAAGUACGGAGACCGCAAGAAGAUCGCAAAAGAGCUUUCAUUUGGUACUAUUGUUGAACGACAUCUUAUCGAUGGUGAUAUUGUCUUGUUCAAUCGUCAACCAAGUCUACAUCGAAUUUCUAUCAUGGCCCAUCGUGUGAAGAUAAGCCCGCAUCGAACAUUUCGGUUCAACGAGUGCGUCUGUGCUCCCUACAAUGCUGAUUUUGAUGGGGAUGAAAUGAAUCUACACGUCCCCCAGACUCAAGAGGCUCGAACUGAGGCAUUAGAACUAAUGGGUGUUGUGAACAAUAUCAUGACUCCCAAGAAUGGGGAACCUCUAGUCGCGGCAACACAGGAUUUCAUUACGUCGUCGUAUCUUUCAACGAGAAAAGACGUAUUCAUGGACAGAGCAGAAUUCACGAGGGUACUAGCCACCAUGUCAAGCGCUGAGUUUUCUUUACCUCUCCCUCAACCAGCUAUACAAAAACCGAUGGAGUUGUGGACUGGAAAGCAGUUAUUCACCGUUCUGAUACAGAGUGCGGCCCUGUCAGCCGGUGCCACGAAAGAGCGCGUUAGUAUGGCUGACAAGAGCUUCACUGAGUCGGCUGACGCAUAUGUGUGCUUUCGCGGAGGAGAACUCAUGUGCGGGCAGGUUGGGAAGAAAUCGUUGGGAGAUGGCUCAAAGAAGUCUGUUUUAUACAUACUUGCUAGAGAGUGUGGAAACGAAGCUGCUGCAUAUGCCAUGAAUAGACUUGCUCGUUUCUCUGCCAGGUGGCUCACGGAUGGUGGCUUCUCAAUCGGGGUCGAUGAUGUAUCCCCAUCCUUGGCGCUACAGAGAAUUAAGGCCAGGCUCGUGAACGAUGGGUACGAGAAAUGUCAAGAAUUUAUCGAGCAGCUUCGGGUUGGUAAACUUGCUCCUCGUCCAGGGUGUUCACCGGAAGAAACCCUCGAAGCAGUUCUGAACAAGGAAUUGUCAAAUAUUCGAGACGUGGCGGGGAAAGCUUGUUUGAACGAAAUCGAUGUACGCACGAACGCCGCAUUGACAAUGGCACUAGCCGGUUCAAAAGGGUCCACCAUUAAUAUAUCUCAGAUGAUUUCGUGUGUAGGGCAGCAAACUGUUGGCGGCGGCCGUGCUCCUGACGGUUUCUUUGGAAGGGCAUUGCCACAUUUCGAAUUGGGUUUGAAGGCGCGCUCACCAGUUGCGAAAGGAUUUGUAUCCAACAGUUUCUUUAGUGGCAUGAAGGCGACUGAGUUCUUCAUGCACGCUCAAAGCGGUCGAGAGGGGUUGACUGAUACUGCCGUGAAGACUGCCGAGACUGGUUACAUGCAACGACGGCUGGUCAAAGCAUUGGAAGAUCUGAGCGUGCAAUACGAUUCCACCGUCCGUUCAAGUAGUGGCUCUGUGAUACAAAUUCGGUACGGAGACGAUGACCUAGAUCCGAUAGAGAUGGAAGAUCCGAACGACGGAAAACCGGUCAAUUUCUCAAGGCUUUUAGACGCAAUGGUGAAAGAAUUAUCUGACGACCUGUUGGCCUCAAAGCUGCUUCCCAGCGAGGACGAAGAAAAUCGCGGCGGUCUUGCCCACUGCAUCAAAGACGUACAGAAAUUUCUCAUCAAAUUUGCCGACAAGCAAGAUGAGCUAGAGAGCAGUUUUGGAUUGAGACGAUCUCAGGUCAAGGAAUUUCUACGGCACGUUCAGGCCAAGGUGCGGAAAGCCACUGUGGAACCAGGCACUGCAGUCGGCGCUAUUGGUGCCCAGAGCAUCGGUGAGCCUGGCACUCAAAUGACUUUGAAGACAUUUCAUUUUGCAGGAGUUGCCUCAAUGAACAUCACACUUGGCGUUCCGCGUCUAAAGGAAAUCAUCAAUGCCAGUACUCGAAUUUCGACACCGAUUACAACAGCACCGCUCGUAUUUGACCGAGAGAUGACGGCUGCGCGCAUUGUCAAGGGCCGCGUGCAACGAACACUGCUUGGAGAAAUCGCGUUGUACAUUAAAGAAGUCUACCGCAGCGAUGACUCUUACCUUGCCGUGCGCCUGGAUAAGAGUGUUAUUGAUGCGUUUCAGCUAGAUGUGGAUAUCGUGGAGGUUGCCAUGAGAAUUGUGUCGCACUCGUUUUCAAAAAUUCGCACCUCUAAAAGAGGUCUUGAAAAUAUGCUUCGCCUUAAAAACAAGGAAGCUCGAAAGAAGGAUAUGGAAAGUCGGCCAUACUUUCUUAUGCAAGCAUUGAAGCAUCAAUUACCAAACGUCCCAGUUUGCGGUAUCGGCGCCGUGUCGAGGGCAGUGAUUAGCGAAAGCGACAGCGUGAGAGGCUCUUAUCAUCUCGCGAUUGAGUCAGAUGACAUAGGAAGUGUCAUGACUGUGCCAGGGGUCGAUGGAGUGAACGUCACUUGCAAUCACAUUAUGGCAGUUGAAAAGACUCUUGGUAUCGAGAGUGCAAGGCAAUCGAUUCUGUCUCAAAUUGCGUUCACUAUGAGCUCACAUGGCCUGUCGGUGGCGGAUCACCAUUUGAAACUUCUUGCCGACUGCAUGACGUCGAGUGGAACUGUUCUUGGGAUCACGCGUUUCGGAAUUCAGAAAAUGAGGACUUCGACAUUAAUGCUUGCGAGUUUCGAAAUGACUCUAGAUCAUUUGUUUGAUGCCGCUAUUCACAGCAGAAAGGAUGAAAUCUCUGGGGUUUCGGAACGUAUCAUCAUGGGUGUACCCAUUCCACUCGGUACCGGACUGUUUCGACUGCUUCGGAAAUCAACACCAGACGAUGAGUCUGUUGCUGCCCAGAAACGGAACAUAUUGCUGAAAGAAUCAAUGCCGACAAGAGUGAAUAUUUGAGCGGUGCGUCGGUAUAUGGUGGUGCGGGUCCACCCGGCAUAGAAAGAGUGGUUGAUUGACUUGUAUAUUUUCACAGAUGCUGGUUGAGACGAGCAUCGUUAGGAUUUGUAUCUGUGGCGAGUAUCUCUCACACAAGCUGAGAGGGAUGACUGUGGACUUUCUUAAGUACCUGGCUAUCGAACCCGGUUGCUUUCCUUUACCUAUCAGCCUUCCUAUCCACGACCUCCUAAACCGCUUUCCUCCAUUCCCUAACGACUACUGGUGAAAAUAUAUGCCCCUUAAAUCCCAUGAGACCGAAACGUCUCGACAUCUAUGCAAAAGGUAGUGAAGGGGGCGGGAGGGGGUAGUCGUCGUAAAAGCGGCAAGGAGCGCAGGAGAGUGAAAGCGAGCACACGUGGACACUUGUAUGCAAAAUAGCCAAAACCCCUUAUCUACUGGUCGAGCACAUUGCCGUUGACACCGUUGGCUCCCGCAGGCUUGGGCUUGAGCUCAAGGUUCUUGUGGCUGGCCGGUGUGCCGAUGCAAAGCGUGACAGUGACGUUGUAGUCCUCAGUAAUGGACAUGUCCAGGAUCCUAUUACCGCACUCGUCGGUGGCCACACCGCCGCAUUGCUCGACGACGAAGGCGACCGGGGCAGCUUCGCACAUGAGAUGUACGCCCUCGGACACCAGGACGCCUCCGGUCUGCAUGAGCUGGUUGACGUCGCCGAUGACGCAGCCCGUGGUGAACAUGCUGCAGCAGAGCUUGUCGACCAUGUGGGCCAAGGACUGGGCGAUGGGUGUGCCACGAUGCAGCAGGGCGCGGUCGCCGUAGACGGUGAUGGGGUUUUCUGGGAUGGCAAGGCGCAUGGCCGGCUGCAGGAAGUACUGCAAGGCGACGGGGUGGAGGACGAAGGAGUAGGUGCCGUGGCCCAUGGUGUAGCACAGGGUGGUGGCAGAGCUGAAGGCAGCGUAACCGGCGGCAACCUGGUCGCCGAGAUUCUGACGCAGAUCCAUGCCACGGCCCGGGAGCGAGGCGGACGACUUCCUCUUAUACACAGAAAACAUCAUACCGGCGACGCUGCGCUCCUCGGAGCCGAUAGUAUCAUAAUCAAGAGGGGAGACGCAGACGACGUAGUUGCCGUGCAGGACGGAAUCUGAGAAGGUGAGCGGCUGGUCGCAGCCCUUGGCGAGGACGAUGCAGCAGUAUCCGUCGUGGGCGAGGACUCGGUACAGGCGUUUGAUGGCCAUAUCGGCGGUGACGUCGACGCCGGUGCCGACGGUGCCGUACUGGAAGUGCUCCGAGCGCUCCAUGACGGAGGAGGCGGUGGAGCAAGUGAAGUUUGCGAUGUCGUCGAGCAGGCGGACGAGCUCGCCGGUGUAGUCGACAGGGUAGCGGGCGAACGUGCGGCGCACGUGGGACAGGAAGACGGUGGCGGCCUUGUUGAUGUCCGACGUGAGGCGGAGGCCCAUGGGGGAGGCGGGCGACA